Messenger RNA from Pelobates fuscus (common spadefoot toad), 1900 nucleotides. It is a transcript of the gene NKX6-2, whose product is annotated as NK6 homeobox 2. Gene Ontology annotation, molecular function: DNA-binding transcription factor activity, RNA polymerase II-specific; RNA polymerase II cis-regulatory region sequence-specific DNA binding. Gene Ontology annotation, biological process: regulation of transcription by RNA polymerase II; cell differentiation. The coding region runs from base 338 to 1243 and encodes 301 amino acids. Gene Ontology annotation, cellular component: nucleus. NCBI's taxonomy places the organism in Eukaryota, Metazoa, Chordata, Amphibia, Anura, Pelobatidae. The record is from RefSeq and is a predicted model, not a curated record. The transcript is spliced from 3 exons.
UCGGGACCCCGGCAGCUCAGUCUGGGGACACACACUGCAGAUCACACCGAUUUCCAACGAGGAUUGUUUUUGCAAGAAAACAAGAAAGAAAAAAAAGAAAAUCCCUUUAAAGAAAUUGUACUGAAACCACCAGGGACAAUAGAGAGCUGGAAGUCUCUGAAGAGGAUUUCCUUCCCCACUUUUGUCCAGCCCAGUCCCUUUUAUUGCAUAGAAAGCUGCCCAGUUAAUCCUGAGCUGACCAUCACAAGGAACUUCUUCCUGCAGAGCCUGCUGGUUCACACCACGUGCAUUGAGGGGGUUUUACACAGGCUGCUGGGCUUGUGCUGGAUGAUCACAAAUGUUAGCUGUGGGGCAGAUGGAUACUAACAGACAGGGUGCUUUUGUGCUGAGCAGCACACCCUUGGCUGCAUUGCAUAACAUGGCUGAGAUGAAAACUACGUUGUUCCCUUAUGCUUUGCAGAAUCCCUCCACUUUCAAAACCCCCAGCCUCUCCUCCCUCAACGCACAGAUCCCCCUGGGGACACCUCAUGGGAUUAGUGACAUCCUAAGCAGGCCUUUGGGUGCUACUCUGGGUGCGACCACUGGCAACCUCCUCAGCAGCCUUCCUCGAAUUAAUGGACUUGCCACCUCCACUGGGAUGUACUUUAACCCGGCAGCUGUGUCCAGGUACCCCAAACCCCUGGCAGAGCUGCCUGGGAGAGCCCCCAUCUUUUGGCCUGGAGUUAUGCAAAGUUCUCCUUGGAGGGACCCAAGACUCUCCUGUCCUUCUGGACUCUACCCUCCUUCAAAGCCAGUGAUAUCUAUGAUGUUAUUCCUUUCAGCCCAAGCUGGGAUGGUUCUAGAUAAAGAUGGCAAAAAGAAACAUUCAAGGCCAACCUUCUCAGGACAGCAGAUUUUUGCUCUGGAAAAAACCUUCGAACAAACCAAAUAUCUGGCUGGACCAGAGAGGGCUCGGCUGGCCUAUUCCUUGGGAAUGACAGAAAGUCAAGUCAAGGUUUGGUUCCAGAACAGAAGGACAAAGUGGAGGAAGAGGCAUGCAGCAGAAAUGGCUUCAGCCAAGAAAAAACAUGACUCUGAAACCGAGAAAAUGAAGGAAAGUUCUGACAACGAGGAAGAUGAUGAAUAUAAUAAACCGCUAGACCCCAAUUCGGAUGAUGAAAAAAUCUCCAGGUUAUUAAAAAAGCACAAAUCUACAAACUUGAACCUCCUUAGUCCUUGCAGUAAUAACUCUGACACUUUGUGAUAUAAACACAGAGCAAAGACUGUCCCUUCGAAAAAAAUGGACCUACCCCCAUCUUUCCUCCUUAAAGCGCUUUAAAAGCUGAAUUAACCAGGGUAUACAGAUUAUAAAUAAGAAAUUGUAAGUGAAUGUUUAAAAGUGGUAUGUGUUGUACAGCCUAAAAAUGUAUGUUAAGAUGUAUAUAUUUUUUACAGAAUAAGUUAUAAAAAAAAAAAAAAUGAUCUUACUGUUAAUAUUCCUUGGGUUAAAGGGGACCUUUAACCCUUUCACUGUCAGAGAGUCAGUAAAUAGGUUAAAAUAACCUUUACAUUACCUGACUCCUCAAAUUUUUUUUCCAUUAAGCUAAAGGCAAAAUUGUUUGCACCUAGAAUCAAAGUUUGUUACUUUUUGUACAGAUGAGGCCAUCUCCACUUUGUAUAUAGAUAUAUAAAUAUAUCUUAUUGAAGAUUCUGUGAUGUUUUUUUUUCCCACGGUAAAAAAAAAAGCUCUUUUUAAGGUUUCACUCUCUAUAAAAAAAUCUUAAAGGACUUUGUUCACAAUUUAGCCAAAAAGAGAGAGAAUCCUGACCAUUUCAUUUGAAGGUCAAGUCAGAUAUUGAUGUUCAGAAAUGCUGAAAACUUUGUAUAUUCAAUAAAUUAUUUAACAGCUUCUCCUUACAAA